AAAAAAUCUUAAAAAAGAUUUGUUUAGAGAUUUGUGUGACGCAGGGAAGAUUUUUACUAAUCUUUUUCAUAGAAUCUCUACUUCUCGCAAAAAUGGAAUUUUACCUUUGCUUAACGAUAGUAUAAAAGAUGCAGCUGAUAAAUCUAACCCUACUGAAUUCUUAUUCGGCAACGAUCUAACAGAGAAAGUCAAAACUAUUAAAAAUGUGGAAAGCAUUUGUAAAGACUUCCUGCGAAAUCCUGCGUCUACCACUUACAUCCAAACCUCAAAAAAGCCAAACCUCAAAAAAGGGAGGGGGGAAGCACAUAUAAGGGUCCGGGAGCAAAAAACUUUCGUCGCCCUGUCCGUCGCUGGGGCGAGGCAAGGCCACAAAAGGCCACAAAAGGGAUAUGGUCAUGCACCGAAGAAUCGGGAUGCUCGAAGGAGAGACAGAGUAGGAAGGAUUAGACGAGAGUGAACAACAACCGGAGACAUGCUUUGAUAAAAAAACUUAUCCUGGUUGCCGCCCAUUUAUCAGGAGAGCAUUUCAGUUAAAAGGUAUACCUGUGAAGCAAUACAAACAAUGGAAAACUCAUUAGCUGAUUCUACAAUUAAACAGUAUAAUAUUACGUUUAAGCUAUGGUGGGAAUUUUGCCAGACCAAAGAUCUGUCUCCAUUUUGCGACACUGCAUCUCACAUUUUGUCUUUUUUUCAAGAGCUGCUAAAUAACACAAAUAGUACUUAUGGCAGUUUUAAUUACCACAGGUCUGCGAUAUCUUUAAUAUCGUCUAUUGACAUAGGUAAAAAUCCAUUAAUUAAACGAUUCUUAAAAGCAGUUUUCCGUAAAAGACCGCCUAAGCCAAAAUAUGAUUCUAUUUGGAAUCCCCAAGAAGUUCUGAAUUUUUUAGAUUCACCAAACGAUGGUAAUCUAAAGGCAUUAUCUUCCAAAUUAAUAACUUUACUGGCAUUAGCCACUGGUCAAAGGAUUCAAACCCUUUCAUUAAUCAAAUGCUCUAAUAUCGUUAAAACUAAUAUUGGUAUUAAAAUAUUAAUUCCCGAAUUAAUAAAAACUUCUGGACCCAAAAGCUUUCAACCAUGUUUAACUCUUCCUUAUCUUCAACAAAAGCCUUACCUUUGUGUAGCUUCUUUAAUUGUGAAAUAUCUGGAAGAAACUAAAGAUAUUCGUCAAAAAGAAUGUGAGCAUUUUUGGUUAACAUACAAAAAACCGCAUGGACCCGCUACUAAACAAACAUUGAGCCGUUGGAUUAAAGAUACCCUUAAGUCCGCAGGUAUAAAUACUUCGAUAUUUUCGACACGCUCCACUAGACAUGCUUCAACAUCUUUCGCUUAUCAAAAAGGUCUUAGCUACGAAGCUAUCCGAACUUCGGCUGGAUGGUCCAAAGAAUCAUCUGUAGUUGCCAAAUUUUACAAUAGACCUAUCGGUAAUACUGAAGAGUUUCUUCCCACAGUCUUUGGCGACCUUACAGAUAAAGAAAAAUGACUUUUAAAUUUUUUCUUUUGUCAGUUUAGCUAUAGCUAGCAUAAGCUGUUUUGUCACUUUAGCUAUAAAAUUUAGUAACAUAAGAGUUAAACGUAAGUUUUUACUUUGGUAAUGUAAAUAUAAAUUAAUGUUUUACAUUAUACAGACUCUUUGAACAUCUACUUGGUUAUAAUUAUUAUGUGAUAUUGAGGAAUGGACGCCGAAAUAUAAUUACUAAAUCAAAUGAACUUACCUUAAGUUCGAUUGUAAUUAUAUGAGGCGUCCAUUCCGAAAAUAUCACAUACCGCCCAUCCCAAAUCCCAGUAAUGAUAAAACAUUCAUCCCUUUAAACCUAA
Messenger RNA from Anthonomus grandis grandis, 1815 nucleotides. RefSeq lists its product as uncharacterized. NCBI's taxonomy places the organism in Eukaryota, Metazoa, Arthropoda, Insecta, Coleoptera, Curculionidae. The coding region runs from base 563 to 1480 and encodes 305 amino acids. Gene Ontology annotation, biological process: DNA recombination; DNA integration. The record is from RefSeq and is a predicted model, not a curated record. Gene Ontology annotation, molecular function: DNA binding. The transcript is spliced from 2 exons.